Molecule: messenger RNA, 3522 nt
Organism: Naegleria lovaniensis
Lineage: Eukaryota; Heterolobosea; Eutetramitea; Acrasida; Naegleriidae
Exons: 1
Coding region: 1-3522 (1173 amino acids)
Biological process (GO): positive regulation of gene expression; regulation of transcription by RNA polymerase II
Cellular component (GO): transcription regulator complex; mediator complex
Source: RefSeq, a predicted model, not a curated record
AUGUUGAAAGGUUUAGAAGAUCAAAAGAAAAAAAAGUACAAGUUCAAUUUUACCUCAGACAUGAUACAUGAGGCCAUGGUUCUGCGGAUUCUUCAGUUGUUAGACGAGAAGGAGACAUACCCUUGUCAAUAUGAAACCAUGUUUUCAGAUGUUUCAAAAAGUAUUUUGGGAAAAUGGAUUCUCCUUGCUAAUCAACUGGACUCUCUAAUCUCGAGAAACAAACCAGUCAUCAAUAUGAAAAUGAUUUUCUUUGGAGAGACCGAACUUGCAGAUGCUACCACACUUCAUUUCAAGGGAAACUAUUUGAAUUUCUCUAAAGAAAGCUCAUCAAGCGAGUCAACGUACCAAAUAUUGAGCUUAAGAAAAUGCGUAGAAUUAUUUGGAGAUCAUAUGAAAGAUCACAAUCUCGUUUGGUUGCUACUUCAAAUUGUAAUGACAAAACGGACAAGAUUUGAUGGCGAUCCAUUGCUUAUUCGUGAAUUUAUCAAGCUCGUUAGCGAAUUGAGGUACAAAAACUUUGCAGCAUGGCAUCCAUUUGAAGAGAACUUGCUUCAAUCUCAUACUCAUAUGAUUCAGUUGCGAUUACGGGAGGCCCUAGUCGAACAAGAUAUUCAAAUAGAACAAUCAUCCAUGAGCUUUGUCAAAGAGAUGGACACCUGGUUCAAGGAGACUGUAAUUAACUAUCACAAUCCAGAUGAAAAUACUUUGAAAAAUAUUUUCUUACUAUCUAAUUAUUUAAUUAGACAGCUGGGACAAAGCAUGUUCGAUUUUCUAUCAUCAAAUUCUGAAGAUGAACCUUUACGGACGAUUCCUCAUGAUGCAGUUGAUGUACAUUAUGAGUUCGUUGGAAAAAGAAAGCCCGUGAGCGUAAACCUUAUUCUUGUCAUUUCUGUUAUGGCAAGACGCAAGUUACUUGGGUUUAUAUUGGAAUUCUUACGCUCCAAGCAGCUCAAGAAUGUAAAUAGCAAUGAACAUUUCCCUCCUGGAAUAAUUGAAACCCUUGCUAGAGCAAUGUAUUGCACUCCAUCCAACUUGAACGAAUUGUUGGGAGAGCUAAAGAUUAACUAUUUUAUAGUUGCAGAGUUGUUAAACUUUAGACUAGUGAGAUUGCUGAAAUAUAGCUCUCCAGAUAACUUUUUGACUCUAUUUAUGACUCUGUAUUCUCAAAUAGGCUCCAGUAAGGAUAGUGGAUCUCAUCGAUUAUUUUUAAUUCUAGAAAAUUUGGGUGUGAAAAUGAUGUCCUAUCUCCUUAGCGACUUUAAGCGCAUGGAAAAGUUUAUAGACAAGCAAUUGAGCGAUAGCACUAGCAUUUCAGAGACCUUAAAGAGAAAUUUGUUAUUCUCAUUCAUUCGAAACUUUAAGCUUUCAUGGAAACAAGACAAACAUGAAAAAAGUGCUCGUCUCUCUUGUUUCAACAAAAUUGCAUCUCACUGCAUGAAAACAAUCGAAGAUUUUGGAAAGCUCAACAGCAAGCAAAGACUUUAUUCUGAUCUUGUAAAGAAGAUGAUAGAUCUUUUUCUUUCCAAAAAGAGCGAACCAACAGAAAGCCCUUCAUACGACAAGGAAGCAAUUUCAAAAAUUGAAAAACAAUUGGAUGCCAAAAAUCUUCAAGAAACGGUUCAAGAAAACAAUAGAAAUCUAUUAUGUGCAAUUUGGUCUCGGUUAUAUAAAUCAGAGCCAAAACAACCCACCAAUGAUGAGGUAAAGGUUUGGAAGAAAGUAUUACUAGAGACUCAUACACCAAAAGAGUUGGUCAACAACAUUUAUCGAUUUGUUGAUUACAUUUUGGAUGAAUAUUUGGUAGAGGGUAGCAACACUGGAGAUGAUACUAUCUAUCUUGUUAUGCAACGUGUUUCUGCACAUUUAUCCAAGUUUAUUUGGACCUAUGAGUUUGUUCCAAUAGAACCAGUUGCAUUAGCAUUAAUGGAUAGAUCAAAAACUACCUCUUUGACUUCUUUAGAGACUCCAAAUAGUAAGGUCGAACACCAAUUUGCACAUUCAGUCUUGCUUUCAAUAUUGAAUACCGAUGAAAAAGGUCUAUUGAGGCGUGUUACGGGCUUUUUAUGUCACAACAAACAUCCAAACCAUUUUGAAGAUCCAGACUAUUUUGAUUCUCAUCAGAAAUAUCAUGCAGAGUUUCCUGAAACCUUUGGUACAUCCUCUGUUCAUGAGUCAGCAUCUAGGCCCUGCUAUUAUGGAAAUGUAUGUAUUCGCAUGAUUCCUAUUCUCGACUUGCUUUGCAGAAGAUUAUGUGAGCUCAAUUCGUUCGAUAUUCUUCAUGGUCUGUUGGAGACUUAUGGUGACCUAUUUAUUUACCACGAAUACCUUCUCACAUUUGUAAAAGAUAUGUUAUUGACCUUCCACGACGAGAUUACCCUGGAGUGCAAGAAACUCCUCUUCAAUAUUGUACGUAAAAGUGAAGAGUACACCCUACGAGACAUGAACGCCUCAUUCUCCAAAACCGCCAAAGAUUACUUUUCUCAACCUGCUGAAGUCAUUGCAUCACAAUCAGAUAUCUUUGAUAGAACCUAUUUUUUGAAAUUAAUUACAUGUGUUUCUGAAGUUCUUCCAACGAUUCAAGAAGCCAGAGCUAAUCAUACAUACAUUACACCAAAGCACAUUUUUUAUGAAUUUACAAAUACUUUUGAAUUGAGAUUGAAUGCUUGUGUGAUUGAAAUUCUUUGUCUUCCUCUCGAGCUAAAAGAUAUUGUCAAAAAAUUAAUUGAAUGCUUGAUAGAAAAUAUGGAUCUCUUACCAAGACCACAGCUCUACAAAUUAUCUCACACUAUUGGACUCAUAUUGGCAUCGUUACCACCAACAAUUGGAGACUUAGUGUUGGCGAUUCUAGCAGAAUUCUUGUCGAAGAACCCUCAUUUACUUUUAAUUAACGAUUUGGAAAAUAAGCAUGAACUACAAUCUAUUAAGACUCCUGCAGAGUGCAUGUUAUGUAUUCUACAUAAUUAUUUACACACGGCAACUAAUGAAGCGCUUGCAAGUUUCAAAAAGUUCUUAAAGCAACUUAGAAAGAGCGGAAAAUAUAAGAUUGAAACACGUGAACAAUUUUACUUUUUAUGCCGAGUCAUAGGACCAUUCAUCACUCCACUCGCUCAGUUGUCAGCAUCGUCAUCAUCCAGCAGUUCAUCCUCUUCGCCUGAAAAAUCUGCACAGGAUGUUCCCGUUCUUGAAUUUUGCUUUACUGAGCUAGUGAUGUUAUUUUUGACGAUUGAAUGGGAUGUCAGCCCUGAAAUUAGACCCAUCAAGAAACGUAAAUAUUCAAGUCUGCUGAGCACCUUGUUCCAACAAAACGAUGGUGACGAAAUUGAAGAUGAGAUGCUUGAACAAAUUUUCUACUUUUUCCAACACGUCUUCCAUCUCAUGUACCCUUCUGGACAAGCUUUGAAAAAUGCACUCUCGUCGAAAUAUAGCUUUAUUUCAACUUUCACUGAGGAGAUUGAGAAGUGCACCAAUAUUGCUUUAAAGCAAAGACUGAAAAUGUUUUUCACAGCCAAAGAUAUCGAUUGA